Molecule: messenger RNA, 687 nt
Organism: Schistosoma guineensis
Lineage: Eukaryota; Metazoa; Platyhelminthes; Trematoda; Strigeidida; Schistosomatidae
Source: the annotation of a GenBank genome assembly
AUGCUUUGCUCCCUUAAAGAAGACUUGAAAUCCCUAGAAAUUAUACUAGCUAGCACUUCAACACGUCGAAAAGAAAUACUCAGAAACAUUGGUCUAAAGUUCUCCUCUGUUUGUCCUGAUGUUGAAGAGUCACUGCCUUCAGAAAACUUUCAAUCAAUACCAGCUCAUAUCGAAGCCAUAGCUAAACUUAAAGCGGAUGCAGUGGUGAACACUUUGGAUAUCAGUAAACGUAACUAUGUAGUCAUAGGAGCAGAUACUGUGGUAUGUUUUGAAGGUUGUAUUUUUGGAAAACCAUCAAGUCACGUGGAUGCUGUGAAUACACUUAGUCGUUUGAGUGGGAAUGUUCACCAAGUGAUAACCGGUGUAUGUUUAAAGUGGAUUGUAUCUGGGAAAGAACAGAAAAUUGAUCAAUUUCAUGAAGUAACAAAUGUAAAGAUGAUUGAAUUAAGUCCUCUCAUCAUUGAGGGAUAUGUUCAGUCUGGAGAGCCAAUGGAUAAAGCUGGAGCUUAUGGUAUUCAGGGGUUAGGUUCAAGUUUAAUUGAGCGAAUCGAUGGAGAUUAUUUCAGUGUUGUUGGUUUACCAGUCUGUCGACUUUGCAAGUACUUAAAAGCUGGAUGUGAAGAAAUAGUGUCUAAAUUGUUAGACACAGAAUUUUUAUCCAGUCGAGUAGAUGUUCCCGAGAAAUAA